Messenger RNA from Octopus bimaculoides (California two-spot octopus), 387 nucleotides. RefSeq names its product ABC transporter G family member 7-like. The record is from RefSeq and is a predicted model, not a curated record. Lineage: Eukaryota; Metazoa; Mollusca; Cephalopoda; Octopoda; Octopodidae.
AUGCGGCUAUCACAGAAAGCUCUUCUCGUGGACCCAGCUAUCGUACCUCAUAAUAGUGAAGAGCAUAAUGCAGAAUUCUCUGCAGAUGAAGUCCAGGAGAUUGUUGACAAGAAUAAUGUCGAUACGAAUAAUGUUGAUAAGAAUAAUGUUGUUACGAAUAAUGUCGAUACGAAUAAUGUCGAUACGAAUAGUGUUGAUAAGAAUAGUGUUGAUAAGAAUAAUGUAAAUAAGAAUAAUAUUGACAAGAAUAAUGUUGACAAGAAUAAUGUUGUUACGAAUAAUGUCGAUACGAAUAAUGUUGAUACGAAUAAUGUCGAUACGAAUAAUGUCGACAAGAAUAAUGUCGAUACGAAUAAUGUUGAUAAGAAUAAUGGUCAAUAUACCUAA